Messenger RNA from Aspergillus wentii DTO 134E9, 1800 nucleotides. RefSeq names its product high affinity methionine permease. The transcript is spliced from 9 exons. Gene Ontology annotation, biological process: amino acid transmembrane transport. Gene Ontology annotation, cellular component: membrane. The coding region runs from base 1 to 1734 and encodes 577 amino acids. Gene Ontology annotation, molecular function: L-amino acid transmembrane transporter activity. NCBI's taxonomy places the organism in Eukaryota, Fungi, Ascomycota, Eurotiomycetes, Eurotiales, Aspergillaceae. The record is from RefSeq and is a predicted model, not a curated record.
AUGGGCUUUUCUCUCUUCACGACCAAAGAACAAACCUCCGAGAGUGAUGAGCGAUCCGACCAUGCCAGCGUUAUCGAUGCUGGCAGUCUGCAAUACACGGCAGAGGGAGGAGCGAAUUCGUCCAAACUCACGUAUCAAGAGGCCAGUGGUGCUCCGAUCGAGGUUGAGUCGCCGUUGGGAUAUUCAGUCGGUGCCAUCACAGUUGUCUUUCUCAAUUUGAGUAAAAUGAUCGGAACUGGUGUUUUUUCGACGCCAUCAUCUGUUCUGCGAGGAGCUGGUUCAGUCGGACUCAGUCUGAUCUACUGGGUGAUCGGAUACCUGAUGGCAUUCAGCUCGCUGUGCGUUUAUAUGGAAUUCGCCUCGUAUUUUCCCAGUCGAUCUGGAUCUGAGGUCGUAUAUCUGGAACAAUCGUAUCCUCGACCGAGAUAUUUCUUUCCGACGGUGUUUGCAGUCCAGACGGUGAUUUUCUCUUUCAGCAGCAGCAAUGCAGUUGUGCUGGCUCAAUAUCUAUUUGAACUGGCAGAAUCAGACUAUACAGACUGGAAGCUCAAAGGAGUUGCCGUUGCUUCGUAUACAGUCGCAGUAUUGGUCUUGGUCUUCGAUACGAAAUGGUCGAUGCGAUUUGCCAAUGCAAUUGGUGUGAUCAAACUCAUCACGUUGAUUUUUAUCGCCAUUACUGGCCUGAUCGUACUCGGUGGCCAUACCGCCGUCAAAGAUCCCAAACUCAACUUCCGAAAUGCUUUCGAAGGCAGCGCAUCGGCAUCGGCAUACGGAGCCACGAAUGCUUUUAUGAAAGUCAUGUUUUCCUACGCAGGAUAUGAAAAUGCGUUCAACGUCGUCAAUGAAGUCAAAAACCCCAUCAAAACAUUGCGAUGGAGUGCCCCGUUAUCUCUCCUACUCACAGCCACUCUAUACAUCCUAGCCAUGAUCGGAUACUUUGCCGCAGCUUCGAAAGAGGAGAUCCUCAACUCUAGCGAAGUGGCUGCCAGCAUUUUCUUUCAAAAAGUGUUUGGGUCUAAUGGUGCAUCGAGAGCAUUGAACUUUCUCAUUUGUCUCUGCGCAUUUGGUAACCUGUUGGCUGUUUUGAUCGGACAAUCCCGGAUGUUGCGAGAGUGCGGACGGCAAGGUGUUCUCCCUUGGACAAAAUUCUGGACUUCAACCCGACCAUUCGGAACUCCAUUGGGCCCGUAUUUUAUCAAAUGGCUACUAACCAUCGUGAUGAUCGUGGCACCACCGGCUGGUGAUGCCUUUAACUUUGUCGUCGACCUAAGCAUGUAUCCCGCGAAUGCAUUCUACUUUCUCCUCGCCGUCGGACUCGUGAUUACACGAUAUCGCCGACAGAAGCUCAACAUUCCUCGCUCUGAAUAUCGCGCCUGGGAUAUCGCCGUCCUCUUCUCCAUUCUGUCCAAUCUCUACAUGCUGAUCGCACCGUGGUACCCACCUACGACCGGGGCCAACGGAGGCGAUGUAAGCUUCUGGUACGCGACAUACUGCGCUGUUGGACUUGGAAUAAUCGGCGCUUGUGCUAUUUAUUAUUUUGUGUGGAUUAAGAUCCUGCCUCGAUACGGUGGAUACGAAUACCGACAGAGUAUUUUGCAUCUGGACGAUGGAGCGACCGCACAUAGUCUGGUUAAAGUGCCGAAUGAUCAGAUUGCCAAGUGGGAUGAUGAACAUGAUGCUGCUGGUCGAUUGCGACAUAGAGUAGCGCAUAGUACGUCGAGUGAAGAGAAGUGAUAUUGUAUAUAGCAUAGCUUGAGUUAUGAGGCCAAAUAUGCAGGCAGUCAUCAUCUCCAAAACCCC